This is a messenger RNA of Histoplasma capsulatum G186AR, 2013 nucleotides long. RefSeq lists its product as uncharacterized. The transcript has 2 exons. Lineage: Eukaryota; Fungi; Ascomycota; Eurotiomycetes; Onygenales; Ajellomycetaceae. The record is from RefSeq and is a predicted model, not a curated record. Gene Ontology annotation, molecular function: zinc ion binding; DNA-binding transcription factor activity, RNA polymerase II-specific. Gene Ontology annotation, biological process: regulation of DNA-templated transcription. Bases 1 to 2013 code for a protein of 670 amino acids.
AUGCCUCCAGAAACAGGCAGCAAACGCACCAGAUCCCCAUCGGGCGACUACUCCCACCCAUCCUCCUCCUCCAAAGUCCCCAAAACCCACUCCAACCACCUCCAGAUCAACUACCUCGCCCGCCAAUACACACAUAACAUCCCGCUCGUCUCCGCAGAGGAUACCCUCCCUUCCAUCCUCCGCAUCAUCAACGACUACGAUGGUGUCCUCCAACGUCACGAGAGCAUUGCCGGAAACCUAGGCGCAUGUCCUCUCGGCCCCAUCCUUGUUUCUCGUUUCGAGCGUCUCUUCGACGGUCCCCCCAAAGUGCUGAAAUCGCAUGGGAAGGAAGGGACAACCGUAUCCUGGCUCGAUAUCGUUGAGUUUGCGAAAAACAAACCGGAGCAAUUCACCCUUGAAAAGACCCGCAAUGGAGUACCGGUCUGUCAGAUAUACACCAAGCAGAGUCGCGUAGAAAUUUCAGAGGAGGACUAUAUCCUGAUCAAGUCCGGGAUUCCUCAGAAGAUUAUACCUCCGCAGCCCAUUGUUGAGGAUGAGGAGAAAGAGUUGGGCGCUUUGGAAAUUUUGGAAAAGAAUCUGGGGCAGAUUAUUAAUUUGGCUGAUCAAGUGUCCGCUCGUGCUAGGCAGUUAAACCAUAGAUUCAAAAACCGCAAAAGUGCAAUUGUGAGCAGGAGGGAAAAUGAUAUGUCACUGAGUGCGCAACAACGGCAGUCUGUGAGCCCAUUCCGGGAAGCUAAUGGCAAUGGAAUGGGUACGACCUAUGCAAGCAAUGGUCAUUCACGCCCGCACUCCCCACAGGGCUUCGUCGCGGUUAAUUCUUCUUCUCGACGUGAACCCCCGGCCGACGACACCAGCAUUCUCUCCGCAGCGCAGUUCAUGUUCCCUCAUUCCAGUACCGACAACGUUACCAUAAUCAAUGGUACCUCAAUCAAGGGCGCCUCCCCAGCCACACGCGCGGAGCUGAUGAAAAAAUUCUUCACAACAGCUGACCGCCAUACACGGGGCUACCAAAAUGAAGAAGAUGUAGAACGCCCCGCCCCGCCAGCACGCCAAACCUCCCGCUCACGGCCGCGCGCCUCUGACCCAGGCGAGUACGGAGGGGCCUACACAGGCAGCGGGCCUGUGCCCAUCCCCAACACCCCAACUUCCCUCCUUCCCCAACCAAAAUCCUCCAACCACUACGAACGUGACGACGGCGGGCCCUACAAGGUCGAGAUGGUGAGCCGGAUGGAAGGUCUCCAACGCGGCGAACGCAUCCUACCCCCCUGUGACCGCUGUCGCCGCCUGCAAAUGGACUGUCACAAGAACCUUACUGCCUGCAUGGGCUGCACGAAGAAACACGCCAAAUGCUCGUGGAAGGAAGUCAAGGUCGAGGAGCUACGCGAGACGUACCCUGUGCAUCCUCGAAGUAACAAAAGUGGUGGUAAGGGCGAAGCACAUGAUAAAACGAUGACAGUGGAAACGGAUGCGGAGGCGGAAGCGGAGGCAUCAGCAUCUGUAUCAUCGACAGAAGCCGGUAGGAGCCAGCGGGGCGCUGAGACGCCGAAUGUUGUUGGCGGCGUCAGUGCGAACCCGGGAUCAGCUAUCGGAACCGAAACGAUCCCCAUCAUCGGUGACUCCAACAUGAACAAUUAUACUAAUUCCCGCCGCGCAUCCGACCCGCAAACACAACCCCACAACUCCUCCAAACCCCGUUCGCUGAGUGAAAACAACAUGCAUGCUGACCCAACGGGCGGGCCGCAGGCAGCUGAUAUGUACCGGUCCCAUAGCAAUUCUCACGGACAUAUCCACUCACCGCACCAUACACAUCUGCAAUCACACCAACAUCAACGAACGCAGAUGCAAACACAAACUCCGCUAGAUACGGAAAUGGAUGACGGCGACUCAACAGACCCUCUCACUCAAGCUAUUCGGGAUACGAUGGGCAAGCAUAACCUUGCUGCAGCGGUGGCGGCGACAGCGCAGUCAUCGCGCGACAGAGAGGGGGAGAGGGAACGCGAUAGAUUGAGAUGA